GAGCUAGAAUCACAACGAGAGCGUCUAAGGAAGAAGAUUGAAAUCGCAACGAGAGAUAUAGUCAAGUUGAAAAGGGAGAAGGAGGAGGCAGAAAGUGAUAUGCGUAAACUGAUGAGCUGUGAGAUGUUACGACGUGAUCUAGAAAAAGAAGUGGAGGCCGCGGAGUCUGAACUAAUUAAGACUUAUGCCUUGAAUGGACCGAAUUAUGUGACCGAACUGCAGGAAAAGAUUGAAAAGGACGAACGCGAGCUCAAGGAGCUCAAAGAAUCUUCGGCUAAUACACGUGAACGAGAACAAGCUCGGUUAGAUGCAGCCCAGAUGGAAUCAACAAAGUUACGUUGUGAGUUGGAUGCCACCUCUGCUACUAUAGAAUCGCUCAAACGUGAGAUGAGCGGCAUUGAAAGAAAGUUGAAAGAUGCAGCUGCAUCAAGCCAUGAGGUUGCUGAGUUAUCUGAGAAAAUCAAAAACGUUGAGACAAGGCUGUCAGCUAUGCCCGAUGUUGACGAAAAAAGGGGUGAAGGACUGCGAAAGAAGCGCCAACGACUGCAGAAAGAGGUUGAGGCUUUACGGCAAACUUGCUCGAAAGCCGAAGAAUUCGAAGAGAUUGAGCGCGAAGUAGAGAGAAAAGCCAAUAAGAAGGAAGAGCUAGAUAACGAAUUGAAUGCUCUUUUGGAGAAGCAUGCAGACGCGUUCGUUGCAAGUUUUGGAAAGAAGACAAAUGGGCCAUGGAGGUAUUAA
This is a messenger RNA of Cylicostephanus goldi, 738 nucleotides long. The record is from the annotation of a GenBank genome assembly. Lineage: Eukaryota; Metazoa; Nematoda; Chromadorea; Rhabditida; Strongylidae.